This is a messenger RNA of Vicia villosa (hairy vetch), 1436 nucleotides long. RefSeq names its product conserved oligomeric Golgi complex subunit 6-like. Gene Ontology annotation, cellular component: COG complex. The record is from RefSeq and is a predicted model, not a curated record. The transcript is spliced from 5 exons. Gene Ontology annotation, biological process: intra-Golgi vesicle-mediated transport. Bases 593 to 832 code for a protein of 79 amino acids. NCBI's taxonomy places the organism in Eukaryota, Viridiplantae, Streptophyta, Magnoliopsida, Fabales, Fabaceae.
CCCAUUGUAGAAAAGAUGGUAGAAUCUUGUCUUAUUAUAUGCUUUGGGCGUGCAUGGAGAAGACCCGUAAAGUUGACCAGAUAGUAGAUAGUCUAAUAGUUAGAGGUAGUGGGAGAUCAAGAAAAACUCGUGGAGACAAAUCAUUAAGAUAUAUUUAGCAUUUAAUAGUUUACCUUUGAACUAAAUACAUGUUAAAGCAUUAUGGCAUUUUUACCCUACAUUUGCAAGAGACUGAUUCCACAUCUAGUUUCUGCAACUGGCCCAUUAUUUUUGCCAUGUGACUCGAGAUCAUGGGUUUAAGUUAUGGAAUCAGCCUCUUGGAAAUAUACAAGGUUAGGAUAAUUACAUUAGAUUUGCAAGGGUCCGACCAUUCCUUGGACCGUGCUAUUGCUGUAGUUCUGUAACACCAAAUUAUCCUAAUUUGUGGUCUACAUAGCCAAUCUUAUCUAGCGGGAUAAGGUUUGGUUAUUGCUACUCUUGUAUAAAUUAUUGAAGCAGCCUUGUCUGUUUCUUCUGCUUGUAUGUUGCAUUCACACUACAAUUUUCGCUCAGUAUUGAUCUUGUUCAAGCAGAGCGUGCUGGUUUAGAGCUAAUGGAUAUGAUGGCAGUGUAUCAAGAAGGAGCUUAUGAGCGCCUAUGCAGGUGGGUUCAGGCUGAAUGUAGGAAACCAGGUGACACUGACAAUCCAGAAGUUGGUGACCUUCUGAAAACAGCUGUGCGCUACCUCAGGGAAAGAUCUGUUCUUUUCAAGUAUUGUGCAGAAGAGAUGUGUGAACAAGCAGCAGAAGCACACAAGUCAAAGGGAUCUGGCAACUCAUCAAGAAAAAACUAGUGAGACACCCUCAAAGAUCUUUCUCAUUAACUGCUUGUGUGCAAUUCAACAACCUUUAUCUGGAUAUGAGGUGGUUGCUGAGUAUGUGAAAAGACUUGGAGCAAUGAUAGAUAACCACUUGCGCGUUCUUGUGGAGAAAGAAGCUGAUGCAAUCUUAAGUAGAUGUAAUUUGUCAGAAAAGAUGCCUCACUUGCAUAAUUCAAUCCAUAAGGAUGGGGACGAUGAAGUUGGUACCCCAUUGGCUCAAUGGGAAGAUACAAGUCCAGCCGUUCUUUCAGAGUGUUAGAAAGCUCUAUUUGGUCUUAUUUUGGGAGCGAAAGCUCCCUGCCUGAGUUUGAGCAGAUACAGGUUCCAAAGUUGCGUUCUGAAGCCUCUAUAAGAGUGGCCAGAUCACUAGGUGAAGCUUAUGAGCUUAUUUAUAAUGCUAUAAUGGAUCCCAAAAAUGGCUAUCCAGAUCCCAGGUCGUUGGCAAGGCAUCCUCCUAAUCAGAUAAGAACUAUAUUAGGGAUAUGAAUUCUAUUUGUAGUGAUAUGUUUUACUCUAAUCCUGUUCAUUAUGUUUGUUAAUUACGUAGAUAAUCUUUAUUCUCACAUUUUAAAUUGUA